CGGUAUUAAAAAUAAUGAUGGUGUGUUGCUUAAUAGAUUAUUUUUUAUACUGCAGAGUAAAGUAGAAGAUGGGCGGGUUUUUUUCUAAACUUUUUAAGAAUAAAGAUAUGAGAAUACUAAUGCUUGGUUUAGACUCGGCAGGAAAAACUACUAUUUUAUUUGCUUUAAAGUUUGGUCAAAGCAUAACAACUAUUCCCACUGUGGGUUUUAACGUUGAGACUGUGAAAUUCAAAAAUAUAACUUUAAAUGUUUGGGACGUCGGUGGACAAGAUAGAAUCAGACCCCUUUGGCGGCACUAUUAUACAGGAACUCAAGGAUUAAUAUUUGUGGUUGAUAGUUCAGAUCGUGAGAGAGUCGAUGAAGCGCGGGAAGAAUUACACAGGAUCAUUCAAGAUAGGGAAAUGAGAAAUGCGACUGUACUUGUCUUUGCAAAUAAACAAGAUCUUUCUGGAGCGAUGACGCUUAAAGAAGUUUCUGAGCGCCUGGCAAUGGAAGGACUUAACGAUCGCGCUUGGCAUGUGCAGCCCUCAUGUGCUACGCGAAACGAAGGGCUUAUUGACGGCUUGACUUGGCUUACUCAAAGCGUGGAAUAUACUAAUAAAUAGGCGUUGCAGAAGUACGUUGUUAAAAAAAAAUAUCAAGUG
Zophobas morio is the source of this 644-nucleotide messenger RNA. RefSeq names its product ADP-ribosylation factor 6-like. Gene Ontology annotation, biological process: vesicle-mediated transport; intracellular protein transport. Gene Ontology annotation, cellular component: cytoplasm. The record is from RefSeq and is a predicted model, not a curated record. The transcript has 6 exons. Gene Ontology annotation, molecular function: GTP binding; GTPase activity. The coding region runs from base 69 to 605 and encodes 178 amino acids. Lineage: Eukaryota; Metazoa; Arthropoda; Insecta; Coleoptera; Tenebrionidae.